This is a messenger RNA of Guyanagaster necrorhizus, 736 nucleotides long. Its product is annotated as CheY-like protein. Gene Ontology annotation, biological process: phosphorelay signal transduction system. The coding region runs from base 132 to 665 and encodes 177 amino acids. The record is from RefSeq and is a predicted model, not a curated record. The transcript is spliced from 4 exons. NCBI's taxonomy places the organism in Eukaryota, Fungi, Basidiomycota, Agaricomycetes, Agaricales, Physalacriaceae.
CGUCCUUGAAUAUUUUACAGGCGACCCCAGAGCAACUAUCUGCCUUACCAGUAGUCAGCUCUCGUAAAUCACCCGGAUCUCCGACAUUUCGUCCUCCACGAAAAUACAGCAUCAGCCGUUCUUUGGACAGCAUGCCACCAGCUGCGACGAUACCGCCUGACAACAAUGUUGUACCGCCCAUCAAGGUUCUCAUUGUCGAUGAUAAUCCCAUAAACCAGCGGUUCAUUGCCAGGAAUCUUAAAAAGAUGAAGGUCAAAUAUGAUGCUGUAUCUGACGGUCAGGCGGCGGUUGAGAAAUGGCGUACAGGGGAAUUUCAUCUUAUAUUGAUGGAUAUACAAAUGCCCAUCAUGGAUGGCAUCCAGGCAACUAAACAGAUCCGCAGAGAAGAAAAAUGGAGGGCCAUCCAUGGUUGUUUACAUGGUCCCAGUGGCGACGAUAUGACACCGCUAGCCCAAACACCAACAGAAACUCCCGCGACAACGCCGUAUCCUUCCAGUGUUAUCAUUGUCGCACUUACCGCCGGUUCGAUGGAACGGGAUCGUGUAGAUGCGUUAGCUGCCGGUUGUAACGACUUCUUAGUAAAGCCGGUCACCACAGUUUGGCUGAACAACAAGCUCUCAGGCGGAGCAAGCUCGAUCAGUAGCAGAACGGUUGGCCGUACCUGAACAUCGAAGGACACCCUCGCCGGGUCAACCUUCCGCCAGAAGAGUAUCGACGGCCCCCCAUCCUCCACCAC